This is a messenger RNA of Naegleria lovaniensis, 1143 nucleotides long. RefSeq lists its product as uncharacterized. The transcript has 2 exons. The record is from RefSeq and is a predicted model, not a curated record. Lineage: Eukaryota; Heterolobosea; Eutetramitea; Acrasida; Naegleriidae. Bases 1 to 1143 code for a protein of 380 amino acids.
AUGUUAAACACAGCCAUUGCUCUUGACCUCGGAUCAUCACUGACACGAAUUGGAUUCGCAGGAGAGGACUCACCGAGUCAUGUCAUUCCAUCUCUGGUGGGCCUACCUCGCCAACAUCAGUCAGCCAUGCAUGAUCUGAACAGCCGUUGUCGGUACAUUGGUCAAGAAGCCUUGCAAAAAGGAGUUUGUAAAAUCAUUCAUCCAAUCCAACACGGAAUAAUCCACAAUCAUGAUCAUAUCGAAAGUAUUAUUGAUUAUUCACUUUCUCAGCUCUUCACGAAAGAACACGAGAGAUAUAGUUACUAUGAGCAUCCAAUUAUUGUUUCAUGUCAUCCCCAUGAUCCCAAUCAACAAAAAGAACUCUUAACGCAAAUACUUUUCGAAGUAUUUAAUUUUCCUCAAAUAUUUAUUACGAGUAGUGGAUUUUUAACCUUGACAUCGCAUGGAAAGCUGUCAUCAGUGGUACUUGAAUGUGGAGACGGAGUGACAAGUGUCAUGCCGUUCGUGAAUGGCUAUUGUGUCAUGAAUGCUGUUUCUCGUGUGAAUUUUGCAGGAUCUAAUUUAACUGAAUAUUUGAAAUUAUUGUUAAAAUUGAGAGGAUUUUAUUUUGAAACAAGUAAUGAACUAGAAACCAUUGUAAAGGAUGUGAAAGAAAAAUUAUGUUAUGUAGCAUUGGAUUUUAAUGAGGAUUCUAUACAUCAUGUCAAACCUCAGAACUUGAAAAAUCCUAUGAACUGCCAGAUGGCCAACAUUGACCUUAAAUUCGAACGAUUUCAAUGCAUGGAAGCUCUUUUUCAACCUACAGAGCUCAUUGGAAAAGAAACUCAAGGAAUUCAUGAAUUGCUUUACAAUUCCAUUCUCAAAUGUGAUUUGGGAAUUCGAAAAGAAUUAUUUUCCAACAUUGUCGUGAGUGGAGGCAGUACCAUGAGUGCGGGAUUUGUGGCACGACUGUCAAAAGAGAUGAAUUCAUUGUUGACAAACUCUUCACAAGUAAGAAGCUCAAUUGUUGCACCUCAAAGUCGAAUGAAUUCUGUUUGGAAAGGAGCAAGUAUUUUGGGAAGUUUAGAAAUGAUGAAUGAUUUGUAUCUUUUUCGAGAGGAAUAUUGGAAAUGGGACCAAGUGUGGUGUUGCGAAAGUGUUUAA